This is a messenger RNA of Alnus glutinosa, 1362 nucleotides long. RefSeq lists its product as uncharacterized. Bases 1 to 1362 code for a protein of 453 amino acids. NCBI's taxonomy places the organism in Eukaryota, Viridiplantae, Streptophyta, Magnoliopsida, Fagales, Betulaceae. The transcript has 4 exons. The record is from RefSeq and is a predicted model, not a curated record. Gene Ontology annotation, molecular function: zinc ion binding.
AUGGCGACUGAGGCAUCAUUUGAAUUGAGGUCCUUAAGACCUAAACAUACUUGUUCUCGAGUAUACAAGAACUCAAUCGUCAAUUCAAGAUGGAUAUCAGAUAAACUAUAUGAUAAGUUUAAAAUUCAGCCGGACAUGCCACUGCGAGUGAUACAAGAUGAAGUCAAGAGGAAAUGGAAUGUUGAAGUAAGUAGGAGUCAAAUGUAUAGAGGUAGGAAGAAGGCAGGGAAGAGGUUGUACAGUUGUUUAGGUGAGCAGUAUGGCAAGCUAUGGGAUUACUGUGAGACUUUAAGGCGUACUAACCCGGGCAGCUGUGUAAUGAUUAAGGUUGAAAAAACAAACCCUAAUUUGCCUACUAAGUUUCAUAGACUCUACAUGUCCCUUGCAGCCAUGAAGAAAUGGUUCUUGGAAGGUUGUAGGCCUGUCAUAGGCCUAGACGGGUGCUUUUUGAAAGGACCCUACAAGGGAAUACUAUUGGUUGUGGGGGUGGCCCUGAAGGAAUUGUUGUGGAAGGCAGCAUCGUCUUAUACUGAGGUCGACUUCAAAAUACAUAUGGAAGAAAUUAAGAGAAUCAGUCUUGAUGCCUUUGACUACCUAGACAAGGCUCGUGACAAGCCUAUUCUGACAAUACUUGAGAUGAUUAGGAAGCAGCUCAUGAGAAGAUACCAACUGAAAAUAGAUGGCAUCAGCAAAUUGAAAGGUAAGUUGUGCCCUAGAAUUGUUGAAAAGCUUGAAUCCGUUUGUGAAGCAGCAUCAGACUGCCUUUCCUGUUAUUCUGGCAAUGGUAUGUUUGAAGUGGAGCAAAGAAGUAGGCAAUAUGUUGUUGAUAUUCAGAAUAGGAAAUGUGGCUGUAGGAGGUGGCAAAUGACUGGGAUCCCAUGUACACAUGCACAUUCUGCCAUAACCUAUCAUGGACAUCACCCAGAGGAUUAUAUGGAUUCAUGUUAUAGCAUUGAGACGUACAAAAAGGCCUAUGCUCCACUCAUAUAUCCAAUGCCUAGUGAGGAACAAUGGAUAGGGACUGAGCAUGAUGUUUUGGAUCCGCCAAGAUCAAGAUUGAUGACAGGUAUACCUCGGAAGGUCAGAGUAAGAGGUCCUGAUGAGUCGAGAGUUCCUCAGAAUCCUUAUAGGAUGAGAAAGUUUGGAUUGAAGGGUAAUUGUGGGCUUUGCAAGGAAAGUGACCUUGUUGGACUUAGAUUGCCAAGCUGGAACAGGCAACCGACAGCACCCAGACCACCACCACCACCACCCAUGAGAGAGUCUAGUAGAAUCAAGAACAUGUUUCGGACAGUUCCAAUUAAUCCUCAACCUCCUGUUUUUAUUGACCUGACUGCUAGGUCUAUUGCUGCUAGAGAUACAUGA